AUGUCUUCACCAAAUAGAAGAAGAGACCUUGAUCUCACAAAGCUAAUGAUGAGUAAUUAUGAAGUAACAAUGGCAGCAGAAUCAAUGGCAGAGUUUUAUGUAAAGUUUACUGGACCAUCUGAUUCACCGUAUCAUGGUGGUUCGUGGAAAGUUAGAGUGGAAUUACCACCCAACUAUCCCUAUAAAUCUCCAUCGAUAGGGUUCAUCAACAAGAUAUAUCAUCCAAAUGUAGACUUGGCAUCGGGGUCUGUGUGCUUGGACGUUAUCAAUCAAACCUGGAGUCCAAUGUUUGACCUCAUCAAUAUUUUUGAAGUAUUCCUUCCCCAACUAUUAUUAUAUCCAAAUCCAUCCGAUCCUUUAAAUGGUGAAGCUGCUUCUUUAUUAUUAAAAGAACCAGAAAAAUAUAAACAAAAAGUUAAAGAAUUUGUAAAUAAAUAUGCUUCAGAGAAUAGUCAACAAGAAGACAGCGAGUCGGAAAGUGAUCUAAGUUCCUAUUCAGACGAUGAUUCUGAUGCAAAUCUCGAUGACGAUAGCGAUAACGAUAACGACACAAAGACAAAGUUCCCAAUAGACAUUUAG
Cavenderia fasciculata is the source of this 579-nucleotide messenger RNA. Its product is annotated as Putative E2. Gene Ontology annotation, molecular function: ubiquitin conjugating enzyme activity. The transcript has 3 exons. The coding region runs from base 1 to 579 and encodes 192 amino acids. Gene Ontology annotation, biological process: ubiquitin-dependent protein catabolic process; protein polyubiquitination. NCBI's taxonomy places the organism in Eukaryota, Evosea, Eumycetozoa, Acytosteliales, Cavenderiaceae. Gene Ontology annotation, cellular component: nucleus. The record is from RefSeq and is a predicted model, not a curated record.